This is a messenger RNA of Hyposmocoma kahamanoa, 955 nucleotides long. Its product is annotated as achelase-1-like. Gene Ontology annotation, biological process: proteolysis. Bases 200 to 955 code for a protein of 251 amino acids. Lineage: Eukaryota; Metazoa; Arthropoda; Insecta; Lepidoptera; Cosmopterigidae. Gene Ontology annotation, molecular function: serine-type endopeptidase activity. The transcript has 7 exons. The record is from RefSeq and is a predicted model, not a curated record.
AAAAGUUUUUUUCCACCCUAACGUUUAUUACACACCCGUCCCUAUGUACUGUUUUUGUUCUUGUGUAUCAACAAUCGCCUUUCCAUUUAAUUGUCGAAUGACUAACGGAUGUUUAGUCUACAGAUAGGAUAUCAAGGUUUUGAUAAACAGAUAGCCAAACGUAUGCCGGGCGUCAUUUCUUAAUAGAUUUAGUGCCACCAUGAAGAACUCUAGGAGUGUUUUCGUUUUUUUAUUGUGUGUUGUGAACUGGGUGUCCUGCAAUUUCGGAGCCGAAGUACAACAGAUUGGCCUCUCUAACACAUCUACUGUCGAAACCUCCAGCCGCAUCAUCGGGGGUACCGAGACCACAAUUGAAACAUACCCAUUUGCAGUGCAGAUAAACCGAGGUAAUUCUCUAGUAUGCGGCGGAUCACUUCUCACAAGACAAAUUGUCCUUUCUGCAGCGCAUUGCUUCUUUGAUGAAGACGGUGUAUUAAUUGAUAUCUUCCAUUUUAGAGUGCGUGCUGGAACCACGAACAACAAUUCAGGUGGCACGGUGGUCAGAAUAUCGCGUUUAAUAAUUCACGAGAAAUACAACAUACCUCUAAGAGAUAAUGACAUCGCUCUUUUGCAAAUGCGCUUCCCGUUAACUCUGAGCGACAGCAUCGGUUUAGUUGAGAUACCCAAACAGAACUUUGUCCUCGAUGACAACACAGAAUUGAAACAGAUAGGCUGGGGGUCAACAAUGGAGGACGAGCUACGAAUGUCGCCUGUUUUGAUGGAGGUAACUGUGCGAAAGAUAAACCACGAACUGUGUAGGCAGAGGUACCAAUUACUUGCAAACGGGACGAGUCUUUUCUUAGUCACUGAUAGCAUGCUGUGCGCUGGUCUGCUUGGAGUAGGAGGUAAGCACUUUCCCCGGAGACGUCGAGGAUUAUCAACUUUUACUAAAAUAGGUUCUAUAAGUUUUCUGUAA